GAGACUACAACAACAAACAGAAAACAUGCCCACAGGAAAUGGAAUUAGCCAUCGUGCAAGUGAAAUUGUAGCACAUGUGGCUCAGUCCAAACACACUUCAUCUUUCCUCUUCCAUCCAUCCCACUGUUUCUCCUGUCAUGACGCAUUCUAACAAAUCUCUCCUCCUCCCAUCCCUCCAUCCUUCCCUCCCUCUCUCCCAAAUCCUUCAUCCUCCUCCUCUUCUUCACAUUUCUGCAUGUGUAAUCCUAUAGAUUCUCUGAUGUUAUGCUACACUCUCACUCCUCUUGGGCUCUUGUCCUCCUCCUCCUCUUCACUCUCUCUCCCUCUCUCUCUCUCUCCCUCCCCCUCCUCUCCUCUCUCCCUCUCUCUCUCUUUCCCUUCCUCUAUCUCUUUCUCUUGCACCACCUGUUAGUGCAGACCCCUGUGCUUUGGAAUUCACUUGUUUAUGAGGGAGUAUUUCACACUCACACAAUCAAAGCUCUAUGACGGUGCGAAAGGGAAAAAAGCUCACCAUCUCCAUCCAGGAACACAUGGCCAUAGACGUCUGUCCCGGCCCCAUACGACCAAUUAGACAGAUCUCUGCCUAUUUCCCUCGACUCUCCCCGACCGCUGAGCCUAUCUCUCCUAACCCUGCUUCUCCAUUGGCUCCCAGCCCGGGGGUUGGGGCCUCUGGAGGAACGAGCAGGAGUCUCUUGUCCCCUCUGCAGGCCGGGGCCAGAGGAGGGGGUGGGACUCUGUCAGCAGCAAGCAGCAUUGAGACAUCGGUGGACAUCUGCAGUUCAGACAGCGAUGACAGCACUGCACUAGGGACGUUAGAAUUUGAACUGAGGUAUGAGAGAGCGACCAGUUCACUCCACUGUACCAUCAUCAGAGCCAAGGGCUUGAAACCUAUGGAUUUUAAUGGCUUGUCAGACCCUUACGUCAAACUUCAUCUUCUACCAGGAGCAUGUAAGGCUAAUAAACUGAAAACCAAAACGGUCCGUAAUUCUCUAAAUCCUGUUUGGAAUGAGACUCUCACUUACAUUGGCAUCACAGAGGAGGACAUGCUCAGGAAGACUCUGAGGUUAUCGGUGUGCGAUGAGGAUAAACUGACUCACAAUGAGUUUAUUGGAGAGUCUCGCGUGGCCCUGCGACGAGUGAAACCAGACCAGACGAAACGUUUCUACACCUGUUUAGAACAUCCUCCACCUUUUCCCUCUCCUACAGCCAUGGGAGCAGCACUGCGAGGGAUGUCCUGUUACCUACGAGAGUGGGAGAACGAACAGCUGACCAGUUUGGAAGAGAGGGGCCGCCUGUUGCUCUCGCUGCAGUUCCUGCCCCCACCUGUAGAGGGUGAAGCAGAAGGCCGGCGAGGGGGCCUGUACGUCGGAGUGCUACGCUGUGCCCAUCUGGCAGCCAUGGAUGUCAACGGCUUCUCAGAUCCCUAUGUGAAAAUAUACCUGAAGCCAGAUGUGAAGAAGAAAUCCAAACACAAAACGGCAGUGAUUAAAAAGACCCUUAACCCAGAAUUCAAUGAGGAGUUCUUCUAUGAGAUCUCUCUAUCCGAACUGGUCCAUAAGACACUGGAGGUCACAGUAUGGGACUAUGAUCUGGGAAGAUCUAACGAUUUCAUAGGUGGCGUGUGUCUGAGCUGUCAGGUCCAAGGAGAUGCUCUUCGCCACUGGAUGGACUGCUUGAGGAAUAAGGGUCAAAGGGUGGAGCGCUGGCACAUUCUGGCCAAUGAGCUGCCUCAGACAACCUGCCACGAUUGAGGAAGACUCCUGCCAGGAACGAGGAAAUCAGUCAUGAUAGGUUAAUGGAUUCGAUUGAUAUGAGGUGGACAUGGAGAUAAUUAUAUGAGCUAAGUAGGGGCCAAGAUGUUGGAAGUAAAUUACACACUUUGUGAUGUUUAAAAGGAGAGUGGAGGAUGGGCCACCAGUCGGCUUCUGACUUGAUGUCACUCAAAGCGAGUCCCCGCCCCUUUCACCCAAUUCUCUCUCACACUCUCAUUGCUGCACGUUUUCUACACAUUUUGUAACGUUGAAGUGUAUUUUACUCUAAUGAAAUCUCGUGUAGCACAAUUCUCUUUUUUGGUUACAAUGUAUUUUAAUGUUCAGUGCUUUCGUAAUGCUUGCAGACAGCGCAACUUUAACAAUAUACGGGGGUGCAUGAAAACUGCCUGCCAUUAAUGCAUCAAAGU
Messenger RNA from Carassius auratus (goldfish), 2179 nucleotides. Its product is annotated as double C2-like domain-containing protein alpha. NCBI's taxonomy places the organism in Eukaryota, Metazoa, Chordata, Actinopteri, Cypriniformes, Cyprinidae. The transcript is spliced from 11 exons. Gene Ontology annotation, biological process: spontaneous neurotransmitter secretion; regulation of calcium ion-dependent exocytosis; exocytosis. Gene Ontology annotation, cellular component: extrinsic component of synaptic vesicle membrane; synapse. The record is from RefSeq and is a predicted model, not a curated record. The coding region runs from base 483 to 1751 and encodes 422 amino acids.